Messenger RNA from Dovyalis caffra, 3243 nucleotides. The record is from the annotation of a GenBank genome assembly. Lineage: Eukaryota; Viridiplantae; Streptophyta; Magnoliopsida; Malpighiales; Salicaceae.
AUGUCUGCUCCUUCAUCACGGGAGCGUGCCCAACGUCUGUAUGAAAAGAACAUUGAGUUGGAGAGUAAGCGUCGGAGGUCAGCUCAGGCUCGAAUUCCAUCGGAUCCCAAUGCAUGGCAACAGAUGCGUGAGAACUAUGAAGCGAUAAUUCUUGAGGACCAUGGUUUUUCUGAGCAGCACAAUAUAGAAUAUUUGCUGUGGCAAUUACAUUAUAGGCGUAUAGAGGAACUAAGAUCUCACUUUAGUUCUACUUUAGGUUCUACUGGCUCAAAUGUGAAAGUUCCUGCACGACCUGAUCGAAUCAACAAGAUAAGGCUUCAAUUUAAAACAUUCCUUUCAGAAGCAACUGGAUUUUAUCACGAUCUGAUUCUGAAGAUCAGAGCUAAGUAUGGGCUGCCUUUGGGUUACUUCUCUGAGGAUUCAGAUAAUCGAGCUGUUAUGGAGAAAGACGGGAAGAAGUCUGCUGACGUGAAGAAAGGGCUGGUCUCUUGUCACCGUUGUUUGAUAUACUUGGGUGACCUGGCCAGGUAUAAAGGACUAUAUGGGGAUGGUGACUCCAAAACUCGCGAGUAUGCGGCAGCUUCAAGUUACUACUUGCAAGCUGCAUCUCUGUGGCCAUCAAGUGGGAACCCUCAUCAUCAGCUCGCCAUUUUGGCUUCAUAUUCAGGGGAUGAGUUGGUGGCUGUUUAUCGAUAUUUCAGGAGUCUGGCAGUGGAUAAUCCCUUUGCAACUGCAAGGGAAAACUUGAUUGUUGCUUUUGAGAAGAAUCGUCAGAGCUACUCUCUGCUGCUUGGGGAUGCAAAAGUCUCUGCUGUCAAUGAUUCAUCUGUGCACUCGACUGGCAAAGGUAGAGUGAAAGGAGAAGCAAAGCCUGCAUCUAAGGAUACAAAACUGGAAGUAGGUGUUGUCAGUGAAAGGACAUCUAAUAUCCAUGAGAUGCAGAAGUCCUUCUGCACUCGGUUUGUCCGCCUGAAUGGCAUUCUUUUCACACGUACUAGCUUGGAGACAUUUGCAGAAGUUCUGACAUUGGUUAGCAGUGGGUUCUCAGAGCUUCUUUCUUUUGGGCUUGAAGAGAAGCUGAAUUUUGGUGCAGAUGCUACUGAAAAUGGACUUUUCAUUGUUCGCCUUGUCUCCAUUCUUAUAUACACUGUUCACCAUGUGAAGAAGGAGGCUGAAGGUCAAACAUAUGCAGAAAUUGUGCAGCGUGCUGUUCUGCUGCAGAAUGCCUUCACUGCUGUUUUUGAGUUAAUGGGACACAUAUUAGAUAGGUGUGCACAGCUUUGUGAUCCUUCUUCAAGUUACCUAGUGCCUGGCAUUCUGGUUUUUGUAGAAUGGUUGGCUUGUUGUCCUGAUGUAGCGUCAGGCAGUGAUAUGGAUGAGAAACAGUCAGCUGUAAGAUUGAACUUUUGGAACCAUUGCAUCUCAUUUCUGAACAAGAUAGUGUCUUGUUGCUCAUUUUCUCUUGAUGACAAUGAAGAUGAGACAUGCUUCUAUAACAUGAGCCGUUAUGAAGAAGGAGAAACAGGAAACAGGGUUGCUUUGUGGGAAGACUUUGAGUUGAGAGGGUUUUUGCCACUUCUUCCUGCACAAACUAUUUUGGACUUUUCAAGGAAGCACUCAUUUGGAAGUGAUGGUACUAAGGAAAAAGUAGCUCGUAUCAAAAGGAUUCUAGCAGCAGGGAAGGCCUUAGCUAAUAUGGUUAGGGUUGAUCAACAAACAAUAUAUUUUGAUUCAAAGAUGAAGAAAUUUGUUAUAGGUGCUCAGCCUCAAAUUUCAGAUGAUGGGUUAUUGACACUUGAUUCUGGCUUGUUGAGAGCUGCUGAUGUGAUUCAAGAAAUGCAGCCUGAAGAAACAAUGAAUUUGGGAGUUCUGCAGCCUAACCCAUAUCCAUACACUGAAGGUGAAGAGGAAGAUGAAGUGAUUGUUUUCAAGCCAGUGGUGACUGAGAAUCAAAAUAAUGCAGUUAGUCCAAAAUGGGUACAACAUGGAGGUCUAAAACCUAGUCGAGAUGCUUCAGCAGAUGAUUUGCACUUUUUUAGUGGUUCUGUUUCAGCCCCUCUUGAUAACCUUCGGCAGCAGGCAGCUUUCGAUGCAGGCUCUCAGAUAUCUGUACCAAUGGGCACUAUUGUCCCCCAGCAUCUACAACCAAUCCAGCCUCAUACUUCGAAGUGGUUAGUUGAAGAAGCUUCUUCUCUUGCCAACGGCUUGAAAGGUGUUAGGUUCAUGGAAAAUGGGCAUGUCAUGGAACAUGAGAUGCAGAAAGAUUUAAGCAUGGCCUAUCCUGCUGCUCAUCCAGUAACUGUCCAACAAUCUCUGAAUGUAAAUACUAGUGGUAUGUUUUAUGGUCAGGCAAAAAUGGCAGAAUCUGUUGUUCCAUCAAAGUUUGACACUUUUGCAUCUUCUGGGGUUAUUGCUGAAACUUUGGCUGUGAAAGCAUCAGCAGCUUUGCCACCGGGUUUCAGGAAAAGUCCAGUUAGCCGACCUCUAAGGCACCUUGGGCCUCCCCCAGGUUUUAGUUCUGUUCCUCCUAAGCAAGCAAGUGAACCUGUUUCUGGUUCAGUUUUGACUUGUGAGAAUCCACUACAGGAUGAUUAUAGCUGGCUGGAUGGCUAUCAGCUGCCAUCAUCAGCAAAAGUCUAUGGGCUCAAUGGUUCUGCUAAUUUCACUUCUCAUGCAGCGACACAGCACAUGAGUAACAGCAAUGGCUCGAGUGCAACAGCUGGCUUUCCCUUCCCGGGGAAACAGGUUCUGCCAGUGCAACUCCAAGCAGAGAAACAGAAAGGCUGGCAGAUCCACCAGGGUUUUGAGCAUCCAAGAGUGCAGCAAGAACACCAGCUGCAGCAACAACUCAUUAAUGGAAACCAGCAGUUCUCUUCAAUUCCUGAGCAAUAUCAUGGACAGUCCAUCUGGGGUGGUCGAUAUAUUAUUUCGCGGAGCUCUCCUGCCAGAAGACAAAUAUUGCAACAUCUUGAUGAUGCGAAAUUUAACAUGUUAAUAAGAGCAACUGUUGGUUAUGGGCUUAUAUUUGGAGGAGUUGGUGGAAUAAAGAUAUGGCGUACUCACCAUCCUACUAAACUUUCAUUCCGCUCUCUGCUGUCCGUUUUACUGGUAUCGUCUGUCUACAGUGAUAUGUUAUAUUUUACUCUCUGCCAGAUAGCUUCAGAGGGGAGAGUGCCUAGGGGUAUGAUAUCAGCGUCAGAAGUUGCAUUUAAUGAUGUUAUCAAGAGUUCUAUGUAUGGGUGA